Messenger RNA from Penicillium coprophilum, 1428 nucleotides. RefSeq lists its product as uncharacterized. The transcript has a single exon. NCBI's taxonomy places the organism in Eukaryota, Fungi, Ascomycota, Eurotiomycetes, Eurotiales, Aspergillaceae. The record is from RefSeq and is a predicted model, not a curated record. The coding region runs from base 1 to 1428 and encodes 475 amino acids.
AUGACUGUUGGCAAUAUGUACGAACCGACUCCAUCGUUGAGCCUUCAUCGCUUGAGCAGGCAUAGCCUCCAAGAUCGCUACGAGUCAGACGAGGAGGCUGUGUCUGAAUCUGAUACAGGCGCCCAGGAUUUACUUUCCUCGCCCGUAGGCUCACGAGCUGGAAUCUUCGAUUCAGAUCUUAGUGCCGACGAUAACUCUCUGGACCCUGAGUCUGACCAGGAUGAACAAAUUCUCGCUCCGCCAAUAGUCAAACGGCCCCGGCCCGUCUCUUCGGCUACUAUCAAGAGAAACAGCAGUGCCACCUUUGACGAAGAUACGUAUGUAUUUGACCCGGAGGAGCAGAUGAUUCUUGAACUGCCACCGUCAGACUCUCCACCACAACUCGCAUCCAGCACCUUUUUACAGCCAUCGAUAUACGUUUGGCCCAAACCACCCCGGCCGGCCACCUCGAGGUCUCGCUCUACUUCACCAUCAUCGCUCUUUUCAGUAGAGGAGGCCGACAUUCAGAUUGCAAAGAGAGUGACUAUGAUGGAGCCCCGAACUCGUCCGACACUGAUCUUGAUCAACGCUCUGGGGACACGAUCAAAGUCAAAAUCUCGUCCCAGCCAUUCCCGAUCCCGGGAAAGCAGCCGCAGCCGCUCGGUGCUUGUCAAGGCCGACAACCGACUUACAGUGCCACGCUCGUCAAACCCAGCAACCAAGUCGCCGCGAGUAUCUGAGAAAAGGAGCACUAUGAAGCAGGCACCCAAGCCAGCCGCAACCCAAACCCCAGCCCUAGAAGACGUCACACAGUUCGCAACCAGUGCAACCAUCAACCGCGUCUCCGAAAUCCCUCACCUCUAUUUCCCAGCACCACCACGCACACUCCCAGGCCAAGAGUAUCGACCCGGAGCGCGAACUCCAGGCUGCGAGGGCUCUCAAAAACCAACCCCGCCACCACUGAACCUGCAUGCCCGCCGACCCCCCGCAAUGCGCAGCACAAGCGGAAACAGCGUCCACACAUACACCUCUCGUCCACCAACACCCUUCUCAACAGAGGACCCAAACGCUUUCAAGACAAAGAACUACGGCGACCUCAACAGAGUCUGCAGCCCGGCCUCAAUCUCAUCCACCUCAUCGAAGCGCAUGCCCUCAUCCUACAGCGUAUCGAAUAUUCUCACAAGCCGCUCACCACUGAUGAUGCGUCGCAUGACAAGGAAACACUCCGCGUCCAGCGUGCAUUCGCUGAGCAGUCUGCGCUCCGCGGUCGACGUCAAUGAUCCCUCUUCCUCGCAGGUCUCCGUUGCUACACAGCCAAACCCACCUCUCAGUGCCGACUCCCAUCCCGUGCGGAAGUCAAGCCAGCGUCGUCAUUUACGGCAUCAUAGUGUUAUGCCUGGGAGGGGGUUUAUGGGGUUGAAGCUCGGGAAGAAGUCGCAUGCUAAGUAA